UUGAACCGCUGGCUGGACGCUGCGUGUGGCAAUGUUGACUUUGACUGCGGUGGGAGGGUUCAGAAGCGUUCCUUGGGGUUCCGGGAAGGCCCCUUGAUUCGGAAAGGAUAUGCAGGAGGGGCCAUCAAGAGGAGUAUUAUAAUUCUGUUUAAACAUGUGCACAUAUAAAGGGAGAGCUGUGAUAGGUGUCUGCAGAGAGCUGCCCGGUACAUCUGGGACCGAAGCUUCGCUGGAGGUGGCCCCGGCAAGAGAGAGGGGGAGACACCUUGGGCCAAAACCUCGGUUUGCCCACGUAGACAGAUAACGGAUAACGGCGACUCCGAUAACAGAGAGCUGCUCCGGUGAGCAUGCGUCCGCUUCAAUGGCUCGCGGUCGCCUGCUGCUGGUGCUCCACGUGGGCGCCGGCCGCUCCCGCCGUCGUCAGGACUCACUUCAUCGCGAUCCGCGAGAUCGACUGGGACUACGCGCCCGCACGUCGCAACCUCAUCGCUGACGUGAGCGUGGACGACGACGAGCACGCCGGCACGUUCGUGCGACGGGGCCCUCAGCGCGUGGGCACCGUGUACACCAAGGCCGUGUACGAGGAAUACGCGGACGCCGGCUACUCGCUGGCCCUGCCCAAGGAGCCGUGGCUCGGCUUCCUGGGGCCCGUGCUGCGCGCCGAGGUGGGCGACACCGUCGUCGUCCACCUCAGGAACUUGGCGUCGCGCCCCUACACCAUCCACUCGCACGGCCUGCACUACGACAAGGGCAGCGAGGGAGCCCCCUACCCCGACCACACGGAGCGCCAGCAGAAGGCGGACGACGCGGUGGCUCCGGGCGAGAGCCGCGAGUACACGUGGAGGCUCAAGCCCGAGUACGGCCCCAUGGAGGCCGACCCGGCCUGCAUCACGUGGACGUACCACUCGCACGUGGACGCACCUAGGGACAUCGCCGCGGGGCUCAUCGGCCCGCUGCUCGCUUGCAAGAAAGGUUCUCUGGACGAGCACGGGAACCCCCAAGACCCGGACCGAGCGUUCUUCCUCCUCUUCUCCGUGAUGGACGAGAACCUGAGCUGGUACCUGCAGAGGAACGUGGAGCGCUUCUGCGAGCAGCCGGCCACCGUGGACGUCAACGACGAGGACUUCGUGGAGAGCAACAAGAUGCACGCCAUCAACGGCUACGUGUACGGCAACGCGCCGCGGCUGGAGCUGUGCGCCGGCGAGCGCGUCUGGUGGCACCUCGUGGCGAUGGGCAACGAGGCGGACGUCCACGCCGCACACUUCCUGGGCCACACGCUGGAGGAGCGCGGCCGCCGCGUCGACACCGUCGCCCUCUUCCCGGCCACCUUCCGAUCGGCGCGCAUGGCCCCGGCGCGCGUGGGCACCUGGCUCAUCAGCUGCCAGGUCAACGACCACGUGCAAGCCGGCAUGAUGAUGCUGUACACGGUGCGCGACUGCGGCUGGAAGCCUCCCGGCCCCGCGCAGGCGCCCGUGAGAGGCGGCGUGACGCGCACGUUCUUCGUGGCGGCGCACGAGGAGGUGUGGGACUACGCGCCGGGCGGGCGCGACCGCAUCUCGGGCAAGAAGCUCGACCAGCCCGGGAGCCCCUCGGCCGUGUUCCUAGAGCGGGGGCGGCACCGCGUGGGGAACCGCUACUGGAAGGCCCGCUACGUGGCCUACGAGGACGACGUGUUCAGUGCCGUGCGCCAGCGCAGCAAGAACGACGAGCACCUCGGCCUGCUCGGCCCAGUGCUGCGCGUGGAGGUGGGGGACGUGCUGCAGGUCGUGUUCUGGAACAACGCGAGCCGCCCGUACAGCAUCCAGCCGCACGGCGUCUCCUACCUCAAGGAACACGAGGGCGCCGUGUACAGCGACGGCGUGGCUGGCGGGGAGUCGGUGGCGCCGGGCCGCCGCUUCCUGUACCGCUGGGUGGUGGGCGAGGAGUCUGGCCCAGCGGGGGGCGACCCGGACUGCGUGACGUGGCUCUACUACUCGGCGACGGACAGCGUGCGGGACACCAACUCGGGACUCGUGGGGCCCCUCAUCGUGUGCCGCCCCGGCAAGCUGGGCGCGGACGGCGCGCAGCGUGGCAUCGACCACGAGUUCUCGCUGCUCUUCUCCGUGUUCGACGAGAACCUGAGCUGGUACCUGGAGCGGAACAUCGCCGCUUUCGCGAGCGACCCGGCGGGUGUGAACCGGGACGACGACGACUUCCAGGAGAGCAACAAGAUGCACGCCAUCAACGGGCGCAUGUACAACACCCUGCAGGGCCUCCGCAUGUGCAAGGCCCAGCAAGUGUCGUGGCACCUGCUGGGCCUGGGCUCCGAGUCCGACGUCCACUCCGUCUACCUUGCGGGGAACACGAUGCGCGCCUCGGGGCGCCGGCGCGACACCAUCAACCUCUUCCCGCACACCUCGCUCACGGCCACGAUGAGCGCCGACAAGGCCGGUGACUUUGGGGUGGUGUGCAAGACGGCGGACCACCUGUCGGCGGGCAUGAAGCAGCACUACCACGUGUCGCUGUGCGAUGCGCGCGUGCUGCGCCCGCCGCGCCCCACAGCGACGCGCACGCACUACGUGGCAGCCGUGGAGCUCACCUGGGACUACUCCCCCUCGCGCCACUGGGAGCUCGCGCGGCACAACACCACGCGGCAGCACAGCCACGGAGAGACAUUCCUGAGGGGCGGCACGGACCGCAUUGGCUCUGCCUACAAGAAGGUGGUGUACCGCGAGUUCACGGACGACACGUUCACGCGCGAGAAGCCCCGCGGGGAACGGGAGAAGCACCUCGGCAUUAUGGGCCCCAUGCUGCGCGCGGAGGUGGGGGAGGCGCUGGUGGUCGUCUUCAAGAACAUGGCGAGCCGUCCGUACAACAUGCACGCUCACGGCGUGGACGAGGGCCUGGACAGCUGCAACAUCCCCCCUGUGGCUCCCGGGCGUGUGGAGAAGUACAAGUGGAUGGUUCCCGAGCGAUCGGGCCCAGGAAAGGGAGACCCUGACUGCCUCCUCUGGGCCUACUACUCCAACGUCGACCCCAACAAGGACCUGUACAGCGGCCUCUUUGGAAGCCUGCUCACGUGCCGGUCCGGCGUGCUGUCGGGCGGCGGCGGCGACGGCGCCGCGCGGCCCCGCGGGGUGGAGCGUGAGUUUGCGCUGCUCUGGAUGGUGUUCGACGAGAACGAGUCGUGGUACCUGGAGGAGAACGUGCAGCGCUGCUGCGGCGGGGCGGCCAUCAACUCCUCCGACGAGGACUUCAAGGAGAGCAACAAGAUGCACUCCAUCAACGGCUACGUGUACGGCAACCUGCCGGGGCUGACGAUGCGCGAGGGCGAGCACGUCGCCUGGUACCUCCUGGGCAUGGGCAACGAGGUGGACAUCCACACUGUGCACUUCCACGGCCACCCCUUCACCGUGCAGGUGGGGGGCGGAACCCACCGAGCCGACGUCAUGGACCUGUUCCCGGCCACGUUCGAGACGGCGCACAUGAGGCCGGGCAACCCGGGCACGUGGCUCAUGCACUGCCACGUGACGGACCACAUCCAGGCCGGCAUGGAGGCCACCUACACCGUCCUGCCACGCGGCACCGCCCCCGAGUCCAACGCGUGGAUCAAGCAGCGCCGCUGAGAGGUGGCGGUGGUUUCCAGAUUUCCUCCCACCCAUCCCCCGUGGGUAGAAUUGUGGUGAUUUGGAGUCACGGUUUGAAUCGUGGAUCGCCAUCACCGGCGCCUAGCAGGGCCACCGAGAGCUGGUGGUUGCAGCAGCAGCUAAGUCUCCCCUAACUCCACCAAUCCUAGCAGUAGAAUUGUGAUGCUUUAAUUCAAGGGGUAGCGAUUUAAACCAGGAACCGAAUGGCCUUACAACUAGGAAAGUAUACGAAGUGAAAUCGUGUGAACAAUGCACGUGUGGGCGAACUUAUAUUUCACAUUUUCAUAAAAAUAAUUAAAAAUUACAAGAAAAAUUACAAAUUAGACAUUAUGGUACCCUCAACUUGUCAAAAACAAUGAAAUAAAUCGGUAAUUUUUGUUGGCUUUGGCUCGACACACUCUUGAGACAUGACCGACAGUGUGACGUGAGGUUCUAACGUUAUAGCUCGGACACACGAUGCUGUCCGUAGCACACCGUGCUCUGACGUCGUACAAACACUCAUACUGCGUUGCCCAACUGUGAUGUUACAUCACACAUCACACUGGCGUUGCCAGACAUUGCCUCCACUACCACUACGCAAAACCUGGACCGAUCUACCAUUAAUUUUCAAUUUACUUUCUAUCAACAACAGUGCCUUUUGUUAAUAUAACGUGCACAACUCAAAGACAAUACAUAAAAGACUGAAACAAGCCCAAAGGUUAUUUUGUCUAAUCUCAAACUUUAUUUUUCAAAAACUGUAAAACGAGAAACACUACAAUACAUAAUUAUUUUGAAAUAUUAAAACAUUGCAAACUCCAGUGCGCAUAAGCUACCGUCACAACGUGCUGCAUUACACAGUCCUCUCUGGGCACGUCAAAAGACUGCGGGGUUGUGAAGCUGUUUCUGAGGCAGCGCACUCUCCAAAUGAAUGGCUGCACAGUCGUGCCCUCGAAACAGGGUGCACGGCUAAUACCGUGUCCUGCAUAAGGCAGCGGCGCUUUCGUGGGGACAAAGAACCACAUUUAAAGAGUAGCGUUUUUGUUAAGUUGCACUUGCUCAAAUGCCGAACAGCACGCAAAGCGACGCUGUCUCUCUCCCUCUUAAAACUAAUUAUUUAGCGACGCUGCCUUUGACAAUUGGUGCACAAGCAGAGGUAAGAAAAACAAAAGCUCAACAUUCGUCGAUAGGAGCGUGGCCUUCAUUUAGACUGGAAGAAUCUGAUGAGCUGUGAAGCUCUUUCACAGACGUCCAUUAAUGGCCCUUCGCAGCAUGUAGGCCGGUUAGAGGAGUUGGAGACAACGCGAUAUAGACAUAGAUACGUGCUGUGAAGGACCCAUUGCACAACACCGUCACCUGUUAUCUAAUUUUUCUAUUUAGGGCCACCGUUACUGACGAACGUGUCGAGUUUGCUUCGUCGCCCACGCCGCGUGGGAACAGCACACGGGGCAGCAGUGCAGGCCCAGCGGCGUCGGGUUUUGUGCAUUCCAGAAUUGUCUCGUAGCUUUCCUGUGGUUUCAAAUGUCUUUUUUGUCUACCUCCCUUUUGUCUUGCUAUUGUCGUUUGUAAUGUAAGCAAUAGAAAUAUAGAAGUCAUGGUAAUAACGGGAGUUUUGUUAACGAAUGGACGAAGUGGAUUAGCCUGGUCUUCCGGGGACGCGCGCUGUACUUGGUUACUAACGCUUGACAACGAUCAGCAAGUAAACAAACACCCAUGAAAUGUAUGUGUAAAGAGGUGAAUUACAAGGCUUGUAUUCGCACCGAUUACUGUUGUCAUGCCAUGUCUAUAAAGGUGUUCGACCCUUGCAGUGUUUGCUCCGUGGCAAUAAAAAAACAGAGGCGUGCAA
This is a messenger RNA of Petromyzon marinus (sea lamprey), 5448 nucleotides long. Its product is annotated as hephaestin-like. Gene Ontology annotation, cellular component: plasma membrane. The record is from RefSeq and is a predicted model, not a curated record. NCBI's taxonomy places the organism in Eukaryota, Metazoa, Chordata, Hyperoartia, Petromyzontiformes, Petromyzontidae. Gene Ontology annotation, molecular function: ferroxidase activity; copper ion binding. Gene Ontology annotation, biological process: iron ion transport.